AAGAGCGCCGACCGCCGGAAGCGCGAGAAAUACCUUUUGGUGUUCAAAGGGAAGCGCUAUACGUAUGGCAUCGGCUCCGAGACGCGAAACGCGCUCCACUUCCUGCACAACGGCAAUGACGUCAUUGUCCUCACGACGUGUCGUCACGGGAAGAAGUGGCGCGACCUCAAGGACGACAAGUGCGAGACGGACGACGCGCUGUACGACAGUCACGACUACCAGCAGCUGAUGGCGAACGCGACGUUCUGUUUGGUUCCGCGCGGACGCCGUCUCGGGUCCUACCGCUUCCUCGAGGCGCUCCAAUUCGGCUGCAUUCCCGUCGUGUUGGCCAACCAAUGGCUGCUCCCGUUCCACGAACUGCUCGAUUGGACGCAAUGCGCAGUCGUCGCCGACGAACGCCUUUUACUCCAAACGACGGAAACCUUGCGUCAAAUCUCGCGCCAAAAGAUCGCCGAAAUGCGCGCCAAAUGUCUCGCUCUCUACGAGACGUACUUCUCUUCCGUCGAACGCAUAGUUCUGACGUCACUUCUGGUCAUUGAACAGCGCCUGAGACCGCAUCUCGCGCUCCAACACUUCGUGUGGAACCUCCGCGCGCCCCCAUUGGCCGCCGUCGUCACCCAAUCACAGCUCGGCGUUCGCGACCCGCGACUCAACGCUCUUCUGAUGGCCGAAGAGGUCAAUGACCGCGCCUUCACUGCCGUCGUCCACGUGACCACAGCCUCUGACGUCACUCCCAAUCUGCAGCGUCUCAUUGGUCGCGCGCUUCGGGGCUCGCGAUUCGCGGCGGAAGCGGUCGUCGUUUGGCCGCAAAGUCUCGCACUACCGGCGCAUCUCGUGGAGACGCCAUUCGUGCGCGUCCUGCGCUCCAACGCGUCCGCGCGCUUCCGAUUGGUCGACUCGACGACCUUGAAGACCGAUUGCGUCCUUCAAUUGUCGCCGCAUUCUCUGCUCUCCGCCAAAGAGUUCGACUUCGGCUUCUCCGUGUGGACGGCUUUCCCGCGCCGAGUCGUCGGCUUCUCGUCGCGCGACCACUUCUUCGACGACCAGAAGCGCCAAUUC
Oppiella nova is the source of this 1059-nucleotide messenger RNA. Lineage: Eukaryota; Metazoa; Arthropoda; Arachnida; Sarcoptiformes; Oppiidae. The record is from the annotation of a GenBank genome assembly.